Molecule: messenger RNA, 1679 nt
Organism: Lindgomyces ingoldianus
Lineage: Eukaryota; Fungi; Ascomycota; Dothideomycetes; Pleosporales; Lindgomycetaceae
Exons: 4
Coding region: 11-1480 (489 amino acids)
Source: RefSeq, a predicted model, not a curated record
UCCAUCCGCCAUGGGGCCUCUUAUUCUUCCUGACGACCCUCUCCCGAUUACUCUAGCGGAUUUGCUCUCCAACACUUUGGUGCUACGGCAGACGGCGCCUUAUCUACCGGUUUCUGCCAUAUAUGCCCUGGCAGCCACCUCAAAGGCGUUUCACUACAUCGUGCAUCAGUCUCCCGAAGUCUUCCGCUACCUCGAUCUCUCCACUGUCAAAUCAGCAGUCGUGCCUUAUGAGCCUCUCGAUUCCGGCGGUAUUCGUUGGCGCGCCGAGCGCAUGGAUGAAUCCCUCACCGAAGAUGAGUUCUAUUCCGGCCCGCUCCGAGGCAUUUUCUCGAAGCUUGAACGACGAUGCCUGCUCCGUAACGUGCAUACAAUGGUGCUGGAUGGCUUGAGCGUACCUGCAGACCUCGUGCGGGAGAUCAUCGCCGAGGAUAAGUUCAACGUCCGCAUCCUCUCUAUUAGAGAUGCUCGGAACUUGAACGAGAGGAAGCUCAGGCAGGUGUUGAGAUUCGCGGUGCGCCCCACACGGCCGGAGGGUACCCCGAGGAUCAAGGGUAUUUACCUCUUUGGCCCCCGCGAACCUGCUCCCAUCCAAGACGCGCCUGGCAAGAAGAAGCCUCCCCCGAUGAGAUCCCCUCCCAAGGGGAUCAUUUACUCUCAGGGAGCCCAAAUUAGCGCCGAAUGGAACCAGAGAUCAGCAGAUGCACUCAACGCCGCACUGGCGCGAACGGAAGACAAGUGGUAUCGGUGUUCUGGGCGCAUGCUUGCGAAACGCCCCUCGAUGGAAUGGGCUGAGACUCUCAAAGCUUGCGAAGGCAUCAUCUUCUUCGAUGCUGUUCUCUGCAGGGGACCGCGGCAUGACCCGACAAAAGCAUUUAUCAGUGAGGGCCCAACUACCGGACUUCCGAACCCAGCCUCGUAUCUCAAUCCUGCUAUUGCUACUGUGGCGUUAGGCCCAUCUGGGUGCGAGACCUGCCAUUCGUCUCCAGAAGGUCCUGCAAUGUACGGACAGUCACCAUCUUCCGAAUUCCCUCUCUUGAGCCCACUGCCGCUCCAUUCAGCCUCAAUUCGAGCUGCUCAAUCUCCACACACCACCGAUGGCUCCAGGCCUCCUCCACUAUUCGCACGAUGCGAGGAGUGUUUGAAAGGCCGUUGGUGCGAGCGCUGUCACAAGUGGUGGGAUGAAGAGUGCUACGCCGGGUCUGCAAUCGCCAAACGCACUGAACUCCAGCAGACAGAAUUCAUCGAAAGUGUCCAGACCAAUGGAACCAGCCAUAUCAUUCCAAAGCAAACCAUCAAGAUCAUCGGCGUUCGACGUGAUUGCUUUGGUUGCGGCCACACGUGCAUCGGUUGCAAAGAACGCUAUAUCCGGCGAUGUGUUAGCUGCCAGAAUGAGUAUUGCGUCGAAGACAAUGACGCAUCUUCAGCAACAAGGUGUGAUUGGUGCAACUACACAUCACGGCGUACGGUAGAGAUGUAUUGAAGAAGCGAUGGAGCGAUGAACCUUCCCGCACGUAAGACGUGAGGAAGCUUAGUUUUUUAGAUUAGCACAGCGGUAGGCGCUUGGAAAGAACUUUAUUGGGAUGCAAUGAGAGUUUCGGGGUAAUGCUUGCUUACGACUGUCAUGAAUUUUUCCUGGCGUUUAUCAACCACUCUGCUCAUAGCGGUUUUUUAAAUCAAAG